AUUAAAAAAAGAUUGUACAAUUAUUAUUUAUUUUAAAAUAAUUAGGUGUAACUAAUAUUCUCUCUCAUCCAUUGCUCAUUCAAGUGAGAGAAAAUGGCGGACAAGGUGGUUCUGCUGGAUGACUACGUGAGCAUGUUUGGGAUGAGGGCUAGAGUCGCAUUAGCCGAGAAGGGUGUGGAGUACGAGUACAGGGAGGAGAGCUUGCAGGCUGGCAAAAGCCCGCUUUUGCUUCAGAUGAACCCGGUUCACAAGCAAGUCCCGGUCUUGAUUCACAACGGGAACCCCAUCUCUGAAUCGCUCAUUAUUGUUGAGUACAUUGACGAGGUGUGGAAGGAUAAGUGUCCUGAUUUAUUGCCUGCUCACCCUUACCAGAGAGCUCACGCUAGGUUUUGGGCUGAUUUUGUUGACAGAAAGGUAUAUGAUGCUGGAAGACGGCUGUCAGGGACAAAGGUAGAAGAGCAAGAAUCAGGCAAGAAAGACUUCAUAGCUGCUCUCAAGCUGUUGGAGGGAGAGCUGGGGGACAACCCUUACUUUGGUGGUGAGAAUUUCGGGUUUCUUGAUGUGGCCCUAAUCCCUUUCUACACUUGGUUCCCUGCAUUCGAGACUUGCGGCAACUUUAGCACUGAAGAGCAUUGUCCGAAAUUGAUCAGUUGGGCGAGGAGAUGCAUGGAGAGGGAGAGCGUGUCCAAAUCCUUGGCUGAUCCUAAGAAGGUUUAUGACUUUGUCUUGUUUCUGAAAAAGAAAUACGGCGGGCAGUAGCCGUAGUUGAUCAGUUUGGUAUCUUAUGGUGUGUCUGAAAUCCGUUUGUAAUAAAGACGUGGUCAUAUAACAAGGUCUGUGCAUGGUGAAUGUGGUUUGUUGACCUGAUCUUGUAGUUUGUUUCCAGUUGAACGUUGUUUUAGUUUCAAAUUUAAUGUUCUAUGUCGAAUCUUAUUCGAUUUCUA
This is a messenger RNA of Sesamum indicum (sesame), 944 nucleotides long. Its product is annotated as putative glutathione S-transferase parC. Gene Ontology annotation, molecular function: glutathione transferase activity. Gene Ontology annotation, biological process: glutathione metabolic process. Gene Ontology annotation, cellular component: cytoplasm. The record is from RefSeq and is a predicted model, not a curated record. NCBI's taxonomy places the organism in Eukaryota, Viridiplantae, Streptophyta, Magnoliopsida, Lamiales, Pedaliaceae.